AGAAAUAAAACGAGACUCUUUCACUUCGUGAUUAUGACCCGGAAUACGGCUCCAAGUGUGACUCCGUGAAUCUGUGUUGUUAGCUUAGCUUAACGUUACAUUAGCCAGCAGACCUAAAUCAUCAUUGACUUUUCCAUUAGCACGCUAAGUUGCUAAUAGCCGGGUGUAAUCACUGAUAGCUAAAAGAGAUAUAUUUGAGAGUGAUUGAAGACAAGAGACAAUAUGCUGUGGUAAACUGCGGGAAGCUCUUAACACAUCGCCAAGAAUCGAUAAGUAUCCAGCGCGAAGGCUUUUUUUUAAAUUAGCGCCGACUGUUAGUGUCAUUUAGGAAAGCUAACAUUAGCUUUUGGCUAUCGAAUGCUAGGAGCAGCGCAACGUAAACGUGUGGCAUGAGAGAACGUUAAACGCUUGUUUCAUCGCGUUGAUAUUUCGGUCUUCGGCUACAAGUUCCAUCAGUUAACCAUUAUUUGUUUUCGACGAGGGGACAGCACACACCAGAAUCUCUAUGCCAGCAGAAAUGACGAUGUUGGCAGAUCACCCAGCCAGACAGCUGCUGGACUUCAGUCAGAAACUGGACAUCAACCUGUUGGACAAUGUUGUCAACUCUAUGUAUCAUGACAUUGGAUCCCAACAAAGAGUGGCCCAGGAAGUGCUCACCAACCUGAAGGACCAUCCAGAUGCCUGGACAAGGGUCGACACCAUCCUGGAGUUCUCGCAGAACAUGAAAACUAAAUAUUACGCACUGCAGAUUCUGGAGGCAGUCAUCAAAACACGCUGGAAGAUUCUUCCAAGAAAUCAGUGUGAAGGAAUCAAGAAGUAUGUUGUUGGGUUGAUUAUCAAGACUUCCUCUGACCCUGCAAACAUGGAGAAAGAGGGAGUGUACAUUUCAAAACUUAACAUGAUCCUUGUACAGAUCCUGAAGCAGGAGUGGCCUAAACACUGGCCCACCUUCAUCAGUGACAUUGUGGGUGCGAGUCGGACCAGUGAGAGUCUCUGUCAGAACAACAUGAUCAUCCUCAAACUACUCAGCGAGGAAGUCUUUGACUUCUCCAGUGGCCAGAUGACCCAAGUGAAGGCCAAGCACCUCAAAGACAGCAUGUGCAACGAGUUCUCCCAGAUAUUCCAGCUGUGCCAGUUUGUGAUGGAAAAUUCUCAGAAUGCGCCGCUGGUCCACGCCACACUGGAGACUCUCCUCCGCUUCUUGAAUUGGAUUCCUUUAGGUUACAUCUUUGAGACAAAACUCAUCAGCACAUUGGUCUACAAGUUCUUGAAUGUGCCCAUGUUUCGCAACGUGACACUCAAAUGUCUGACAGAGAUCGCUGGAGUGAGUGUCAACCAGUACGAGGAGCAGUUUGUCAACCUGUUUACCCUCACCAUGUGCCAGCUCAAACAGAUGCUGCCUUUGAACACAAACAUCAGAGUGGCCUACGCCAAUGGGAAGGACGACGAGCAGAACUUCAUUCAGAACCUGAGCCUGUUUCUCUGCACCUUCCUCAAAGAACACGGGCAGCUCAUCGAGAAGAGACCCAACCUGCGAGAGACACUCAUGGAGGCCCUGCACUAUAUGCUGUUGGUGUCAGAGGUGGAGGAGACAGAGAUCUUUAAGAUCUGCCUGGAGUACUGGAACCACCUGGCAGCAGAGCUCUACAGGGAGAGUCCUUUCUCCACCUCCAGCACCCCUUUGCUGUCUGACGUCCCUCCACGCAGACACCUUUACCUGCCUGUGCUCUCCCAGGUGCGUUUGCUUAUGGUGAGCCGUAUGGCCAAACCAGAGGAGGUGCUGGUGGUGGAGAACGACCAGGGCGAGGUGGUCAGGGAGUUCAUGAAGGACACGGACGCCAUCAAUCUCUACAAGAACAUGAGGGAGACUCUUGUGUACCUGACACAUCUGGAUUAUGCCGACACCGAACGCAUCAUGACGGAGAAGCUCCACAACCAGGUGAAUGGCACUGAGUGGUCGUGGAGGAAUCUGAACAUGCUCUGCUGGGCCAUCGGCUCCAUUAGUGGAGCAAUGCACGAGGAGGAUGAAAAGAGGUUCCUGGUGACCGUCAUCAAGGACCUGCUUGGCUUGUGUGAGCAGAAAAGAGGUAAAGACAACAAGGCCAUAAUAGCGUCAAACAUCAUGUACAUCGUGGGCCAGUAUCCCCGCUUCCUUCGAGCGCACUGGAAGUUCCUCAAGACCGUUGUCAACAAGCUCUUUGAGUUUAUGCAUGAGACCCAUGAUGGUGUGCAAGACAUGGCGUGUGACACGUUCAUCAAGAUUGCCCAGAAGUGCCGGCGUCACUUUGUCCAGGUUCAAGUGGGAGAGGUUAUGCCCUUCAUCGACGAGAUCCUCAACAACAUCAACACCAUCAUCUGUGACCUGCAGCCUCAGCAGGUCCAUACAUUUUAUGAGGCAGUGGGCUACAUGAUUGGUGCACAGACAGAUCAGGCAGUUCAAGAGCUGUUGAUUGAGAAGUAUAUGCUGCUACCUAAUCAGGUGUGGGACAGCAUCAUCCAGCAGGCCACCAAGAAUGUGGACAUCCUGAAGGAUGCAGAGACUGUGCGCCAGCUGGGCAGCAUCCUCAAGACAAACGUCAGGGCCUGUAAAGCUGUUGGUCAUCCCUUUGUUGUUCAGCUGGGGCGCAUCUACCUGGACAUGCUCAAUGUCUACAAAUGUCUGAGUGAAAACAUCUCAUCCGCCGUCCAGACCAACGGUGAGAUGGUGACAAAGCAGCCUCUCAUCCGGAGUAUGAGGACGGUGAAGAGAGAAACGCUGAAGCUGAUCUCAGGCUGGGUCAGUCGCUCCAGUGACCCUCAGAUGGUGGCAGAGAACUUUGUGCCCCCUCUGCUGGAGGCAGUGCUCAUUGACUACCAGAGGAACGUCCCAGCUGCCAGGGAGCCCGAAGUCCUCAGCACCAUGGCAACCAUUGUUAACAAGCUGGGAGUCCACAUUACCGGCGAAAUCCCCAAGAUAUUUGACGCAGUGUUCGAGUGCACUUUGAAUAUGAUCAACAAGGACUUUGAGGAAUUCCCUGAACACAGAACCCAUUUCUUCUACCUCCUCCAAGCUGCCACCUCCCAGUGCUUCCCAGCUUUUCUGUCCAUUGCCCCAGCUCAGUUCAAACUGAUCCUGGACUCCAUCAUCUGGGCCUUCAAGCAUACGAUGAGGAACGUGGCUGACACAGGUCUCCAGAUCCUGUACACUCUCCUGCAGAACGUGUCUGCAGAGGAAGCAGCAGCACAGAGCUUCUACCAGACGUACUUCUGUGACGUUCUGCAGCACAUCUUCUCCGUGGUCACCGACACGUCUCACACUGCAGGUCUGACCAUGCACGCCACCAUCUUGGCCUACAUGUUUAACCUGGUGGAGGAGGGGAAGGUCAGCGUUGCUCUGAGCGCUGCGAGCCCCGCCAACAAUCAGGCACACGUCCAGGAGUACAUUGCCAACCUGCUGAAGACAGCCUUCCCCCAUCUGCAAGAUGCCCAGGUGAAGGUGUUCGUUACCGGUCUGUUCAGCCUGAAUCAGGACAUCCCCGCUUUCAAGGAGCACCUGAGGGACUUCCUUGUGCAGAUCAAGGAGUUCGCUGGCGAGGACACAACAGACCUCUUCCUGGAGGAGAGAGAGGCGGCUCUGCGCCAAGCCCAGGAGGAGAAACACAAGCUCCAGAUGUCUGUGCCCGGCAUCCUCAACCCCCACGAGCUGCCAGAGGAGAUGUGCGACUGAAGCCGGCCGCAGCGACCAGCGUGUACAGAACAACUCUGAAGGGCGAAAGCUCAAGAGGAAGCAGGGAUGCUUCCUGUUGAUAAAUAGUUUUCUUUUCAAGUGUGUUUGUGUGCGAGUGUGUGUGUUUGAAAAGAGAAUGAGGGGCCAGAGGAAGGACCCCAGCACUCGGUUGUACGUCGACCAAAUCAAUGUCAAUAUGUAAAUGAGAAUCGCUUCCCUGAACUCCCUCAACUCUGGUGCGGAUUCUUCUUUCUUCUUCUUUUUUUUUUUUCUCCUACAAACUUAUUUUAUACAAAGAUUUUUUUUUGUGUGUGUAACAUGCCAUCUUUUGUUAAUUCUUUGCUAUUAAAGCUUUAUGUUUGGCCAUACGGUUCUUUUACUCCACAACGUCAAUAGAAUUAAAGGUUAUUUUUAAUCCCUCUUCCCCCCCUCCAGUCACCUCCCCUCCCUCUUGUUAAUAUGUAAUAUAUAAUGUUGAAACACUUGCAAUGGUUAUUUGACAGAUUGCUCUGGUUUCAGAAGUGCCGUGUGCACUGUGCAGGACGAAUGUGAUGCUCAAGGGGUAGAUCUGUACUCCCUUGCUUCCUUUGUUGUCUUGUUUUGGUUUGUCAGUGUGUUUAUUGUUUUUUUUCUUUGCUCUGUCUCUCCGAGCGAGUCGGGGCUUCUGUGGCUCUGCUUUUGGAUGAGAAAGAAGGCUGUGUGCAUAUCAUCCUGUUUGUAAAGCUGUCUUAGUACUCUGAGAAUAUAAAGUUGGCUAUUUUUACAAAACAUUA
Molecule: messenger RNA, 4479 nt
Organism: Stegastes partitus (bicolor damselfish)
Lineage: Eukaryota; Metazoa; Chordata; Actinopteri; Pomacentridae
Gene: xpo1a
Product: exportin 1 (CRM1 homolog, yeast) a
Exons: 25
Coding region: 506-3706 (1066 amino acids)
Biological process (GO): protein export from nucleus; ribosomal small subunit export from nucleus; ribosomal large subunit export from nucleus
Cellular component (GO): nucleus; cytoplasm
Molecular function (GO): small GTPase binding; nuclear export signal receptor activity
Source: RefSeq, a predicted model, not a curated record